GUAGCCGAGGCGUUGCGAGGGGAGCGCUUGGCGGUAGUCAUCCUACCUGCGGACAUGCACAGCGCCCUGAAGUUUUUCAAGGUGCGGUAGUCGUGAACUGGACGAACGGGCUCGGUGAGCGCCCAUACCAGCUGUUUCUGCACUCGCAAGGAGCCACAGAUCCUUUGGCGAUUGCGCCAUUGCUCGACUUUGCACGUCGCUUUCUGCGAGGUGAAGUGCCGCGAUGGCAGCGUUCUGCAGCGAUCGUAGCGGACCCGAGGCAGCAUGAUGCUCGCCUGGGCGCUUUGGAGAUUGUCGCCUCGCAGUUUGGCGAGUUGGCCCUCGACGACGGCAAAGAUGUCCUGGUGAUGUUCUUUGCACCCUGGUGCGGAUUCUCCAAGCGGAUGUCACCACGCGUGGAUGAGCUGGCACGCCACUUUAGCCACGCCAGAAGGCUGAGAAUACUGAAGAUCGACGACACGCAGAAUGACGUCGACCAUCCAGUCCUCAAGCAGAUGACUGGUUACCCCUUCCUGGCCUUCUUUCCUGCGGGCAAGAAGAUCGAUGCAGCACCCGUGCGG
Symbiodinium pilosum is the source of this 560-nucleotide messenger RNA. NCBI's taxonomy places the organism in Eukaryota, Dinophyceae, Suessiales, Symbiodiniaceae. The record is from the annotation of a GenBank genome assembly.